Messenger RNA from Caenorhabditis briggsae, 186 nucleotides. Lineage: Eukaryota; Metazoa; Nematoda; Chromadorea; Rhabditida; Rhabditidae. The record is from RefSeq and is a predicted model, not a curated record. The coding region runs from base 1 to 186 and encodes 61 amino acids. The transcript is spliced from 2 exons.
AUGCUCAGGACCCAGGACCCAGGACCCAGGACCCAGGACCCAGGACCCAGGACCCAGGACCCAGGACCCAGGACCCAGGACCCAGGACCCAGGACCCAGGACCCAGGACCCAGGACCCAGGACCCAGGACCCUAUCCUUUCUCCGGGUCCCCAUUCUUUUCUGGAGCCGAGAGAAGGGAGAACUGA